AUGUUCGACCGCAGGCUCCUCAGCCUUGUGGCAUUAUACUCCCUAGGGGCUACGGCCUCAGUCAUCGUACGAAAGACAAACAAGGGGCCGACGGGUUAUGAAGUAGAUUUCCAAUAUAUCAACAAAACGGCGAGCCGCGUGCUUAUCGGCGGUGGCCUAGAGCCGUUCACGGAUCAGUUUCACACCACGUUAAACAACCGUGCGUGGUAUGACCCGCACGACUACCACCCGGGUGACUUCUACAUCAAUUCUGGGACGCCGGAUCCCGACUACCAAUGGCCGUAUGAGAUGACCAAGGAGGGUGAAGAUAGUCUGUGGACAUACACGACGCCGCUUCCCUCCGGCAUCUAUAGCUAUGCAUACUUGGUCAAUUGCGACUAUGCUCCUAACUGUAGCAUCGAUACCGGCCAGCUAGUCAUCGACCCAGAUCAACCCCCUUUCCAAAACGUUCAAGGCGAUCAGGUGGCGUCCAGCUUCCAGGUGCCGUUCGACGCACGAUUCCAGGGAACUGAUGAUAUUAACGCCAACUUCGACUACGCACUCUCGGCUCCAACCGAGUACCGUGGCACCAUCAAGUCCGUCAACUACACAUCGCCAGGAUCGAUCCACCCCGCGCCAGAUGUGCACCACUUCGCGCUGUACCUACCGGCGGAGUACGGCACAAUCCCCAACAAAAAGUAUCCCCUUCUCUAUCUUUCGCAUGGUGCCUUCGGCAACGGCAACGACUGGGAGAAUCAAGGUCGUAUGUCGAGCAUCGUCGACAACCUGAUUGUAGGUGGGCACAUUGAACCAACAGUCGUAGUCAUGCCAUCGUUCUACAACCUGGACGACAGUCUGCCCCGCUUCAUCAUGGGGAAUCAGUCAAAUUUUGCUCCAUUGCCGACAUCGAUCCACAUUCGGGAGAACUAUCAGAAGUAUCUGUUCCCAUGGGUAGAAGAGAACCUCGACGUCUGUAAUGAGACCUCAUGCCGCGCCUUCGCGGGCCUAUCCUGGGGCGGCCGGCUCACGUACGAGAUGUACGUCAACGCGACCGAUUACUUCGACUGGUUCGGCAUGUUCUCGCCGGCGACCGAAGGUCCAUACGUAGAUAACGUGACGUUAGCGGAGAACCCCGCGUUAGCGAAAAAGGGGGUAUUCGUGGCGUACGGAUUGUAUGAUCUUGUGUUCGACGCCGGGAAGGAUUUACAAGCGGCUUUGGAUAAGUUAGGAAUCAAGACCAUAUCACGGAUCUCGCCGUUCGGCGGUCAUUACUGGAAUACCUGGCAAGAUGAACUCUGGUGGUUCGGCGUCAAGGCUUUGUGGAAGCCGUUCCCGUAUACGGCGCAAACCGGGCGGUAG
Hypoxylon trugodes is the source of this 1338-nucleotide messenger RNA. RefSeq names its product carbohydrate esterase family 1 protein. NCBI's taxonomy places the organism in Eukaryota, Fungi, Ascomycota, Sordariomycetes, Xylariales, Hypoxylaceae. The record is from RefSeq and is a predicted model, not a curated record. The transcript has a single exon. The coding region runs from base 1 to 1338 and encodes 445 amino acids.